AGCGGCCUGCUGGGCCGCGGCACCCAGCCCGCCACGAACCGCAGCAGACGCGGAGGACGCGCCCGGGGCCUCCGGGCCGCGGGGGGCCGCUGUGACCCGCCUUCGCCCCCGCCGCGCCGAAGGCGGGGGAGCCGGGUUUGGGGGAGAAUCGAAAAGCGGAGGGCAGCCGCGGGGGGCGGGCGCUCUGGGGCGGCGGGUUCGGCGGGUGCUCUGGCUGCGGUCCGCUCCGCCCGAGGCGCCAAGGAACCGCGCAGGGGCCCGCAGCCCUCCUCCUCCAUGAGGCCCGAGUGAGCGCGGCGGCGAGAGCCGGCCCGCGGCGCCUCCCCCCCCGGCGUCCUCUCCCGAGCGCAGCGGCAGCGGCCCCCGGCGGCGGAGGAGGAGGAGCAUGUCGGACGGUUUCGAUCGGGCCCCAGGUGCUGGUCGGGGCCGGAGCCGGGGCCUGGGCCGCGGAGGGGGCGGGCCUGAGGGCGGCGGUUUCCCGAACGGAGCGGGGGCUGCUGAGCGGCCGCGGCACCAGCCGCCGCCGCAGCCCAAAGCCCCGGGCUUCCUGCAGCCGCCGCCGCUGCGCCAGCCCAGGACGGCCCCGCCGCCAGGGGCCCAGUGCGAGGUCCCCGCCGGCCCCCAGAGGCCUCCCCGGCCCGGGGCGCUCCCAGAGCAAACGAGGCCCCUGAGAGCUCCACCUAGUUCACAGGAUAAUAUCCCACAGCAGAACUUGGAGUCAGCAAUGGCUAAACCCCAGGUGGUUGUAGCUCCUGUAUUAAUGUCUAAGCUGUCUGUGAACGCUCCUGAAUUUUAUCCAUCAGGUUAUUCUUCUAAUUAUACAGAAUCCUAUGAAGAUGGUUGUGAGGAUUAUCCCACUCUAUCAGAAUAUGUUCAGGAUUUUUUGAAUCAUCUCACAGAACAGCCUGGCAGUUUUGAAACUGAAAUUGAGCAGUUUGCAGAGACCCUGAAUGGCUGGGUUACUACAGAUGAUGCUUUGCAAGAACUUGUAGAACUCAUCUAUCAACAGGCCACAUCUAUCCCAAAUUUCUCUUACAUGGGAGCUCGCCUGUGUAAUUACCUGUCCCAUCAUCUGACAAUUAGCCCACAGAGUGGCAACUUUCGUCAGUUGCUGCUUCAAAGGUGUCGGACUGAAUAUGAAGUUAAAGAUCAAGCUGCCAAGGGGGAUGAAGUGACUCGAAAACGAUUCCAUGCAUUUGUACUCUUCCUGGGAGAACUUUAUCUUAACUUGGAGAUCAAGGGAACAAAUGGACAGGUUACAAGAGCAGAUAUUCUUCAGGUUGGUCUGCGGGAGUUGCUGAAUGCCCUCUUUUCCAAUCCUAUGGAUGACAACUUAAUUUGUGCAGUAAAGUUACUGAAGUUGACAGGGUCAGUUUUGGAAGAUGCUUGGAAGGAAAAAGGAAAGACUGAUAUGGAGGAAAUUAUUCAGAGAAUUGAAAAUGUUGUCCUAGAUGCAAAUUGCAGCAGAGAUGUGAAACAGAUGCUCUUGAAGCUUGUAGAACUCCGGUCAAGUAACUGGGGUAGAGUCCAUGCAACUUCAACAUACAGAGAAGCAACACCUGAAAAUGAUCCUAAUUAUUUUAUGAAUGAACCAACAUUUUAUACCUCUGAUGGUGUUCCUUUCACUGCAGCUGAUCCAGAUUACCAAGAGAAAUAUCAAGAGUUACUUGAAAGAGAAGAUUUUUUUCCAGAUUAUGAAGAAAAUGGGACAGAUUUAUCAGGGGCUGGUGAUCCAUACUUGGAUGAUAUUGAUGAUGAGAUGGACCCAGAGAUAGAAGAAGCUUAUGAAAAGUUUUGUUUGGAAUCAGAGCGUAAGCGAAAACAGUAAAGCUAAAUUUCAACAUAUCAGUUUUAUAAAGCAGUUUAGGUUAUGGUGAUUUAGCAGAACACAGGAAAGCAGGAAAAUGUGUCACACUUAUACCAAAUUAAGGAUGUUGAGUUAUGUUACUAAUGUAUGCAACUUUAAUUUUGUUUAACACUAUCUGCCAAAAUAAACUUUAUUCCCUAUAACUUAAAAUGUGUAUAUAUAUAUAAUAGUUUAUUAUGUACAGUUAAUUCCACUGUUUUGGCUGCAAUAAAAUCGAUUUUGAAAUAAAUGAAA
Messenger RNA from Acinonyx jubatus (cheetah), 2101 nucleotides. RefSeq names its product poly(A) binding protein interacting protein 1 (gene PAIP1). Gene Ontology annotation, biological process: regulation of translational initiation. Gene Ontology annotation, molecular function: translation activator activity; protein binding; RNA binding. Lineage: Eukaryota; Metazoa; Chordata; Mammalia; Carnivora; Felidae. The record is from RefSeq and is a predicted model, not a curated record. The transcript is spliced from 11 exons. Bases 386 to 1828 code for a protein of 480 amino acids.